Molecule: messenger RNA, 603 nt
Organism: Marasmius oreades (fairy-ring Marasmius)
Lineage: Eukaryota; Fungi; Basidiomycota; Agaricomycetes; Agaricales; Marasmiaceae
Gene: GET1
Product: GET complex subunit get1
Exons: 5
Coding region: 1-603 (200 amino acids)
Biological process (GO): tail-anchored membrane protein insertion into ER membrane
Cellular component (GO): GET complex
Source: RefSeq, a predicted model, not a curated record
AUGUCGAUUAUACUCACUGUUUUCGCCCUUGUCUUCCUCGGAGAGUUGAUUUCGUGGAUAGGUCAAUCUGUCCUUCUUGAAGGAGCGUUUGCUCUCUACCUACGUCUCUUUUACCCAACUGUCGCCUCACAGCAAAAGAAACUCAAGUCAGAUGUUUUGACGACGAAAGCAGAACUACUCAAGACCAGUGCCCAGGAUCAGUUUGCGAAAUGGGCGAAGCUGAGGAGAAGUGUGGAUAAAGGGCUGGCGGAUUUGGAGAAAACCAACAGCGAUAUGGCCUCCAUCAGGACUGGUUUCUCGUUCAAGUUUAACACUGGAAUUUGGAUAUUGACUACCGGACUUCAAUUCUUCGUUGGAUGGUGGUAUAGAAAAGCUCCCAUCUUCUACUUACCCCCUGGAUGGUUUGGACCUCUUGGCUGGGUUCUGGCGCUGCCAUUCGCACCGACAGGUUCAGUAAGUGUUGGGAUGUGGCAAAUGACGUCUAGGAGAGUAAUCAAAGUUGGUGAACGAGUUGUCAAAGAACUUGUUUCACCAGCUCCCAAGGAAGAGGUGCAAGAGGAAAAGCAAUCCGAAAAAGUAACGGGAGGAGAGAAGACGGAGUAA